Bradysia coprophila is the source of this 1763-nucleotide messenger RNA. RefSeq names its product lysosomal acid glucosylceramidase-like. Gene Ontology annotation, molecular function: glucosylceramidase activity. Lineage: Eukaryota; Metazoa; Arthropoda; Insecta; Diptera; Sciaridae. The record is from RefSeq and is a predicted model, not a curated record. Gene Ontology annotation, biological process: glucosylceramide catabolic process.
GAAGAGAACAGUAACACCAAGCAGUUCAGUUUAGUCUUUCCGAGUCGAGACAAUGUCAUUUUUAACAACCGUUUGCUUCUUAAUCGGUCUUCUCGCAUGGAUUCCUUCAAUAUCGGCUGAGGAUGUACCAUGCGCCUUUCGGGCUGGGGUUUGCGUCUGUAACGAAACGUAUUGCGAUCAAUUUGAUUUCGUCAGACCGAACGAGGAACGUGAAUUCAAAGUAGUAACUUCAUCUGCAGCUGGAAAGCGAUACGAAUCACAGGCGGGCGAAAUGGAUACGCUUCCAACAGUUCCUAUAUUUCCUUUUCUUCCUAUAACCGAUGCUACGCUCAGCAUUGAUCGGACGUCUCAAUUUCAAGAAAUGAUUGGUUUCGGAGGUGCAGUGACCGGCUCGGUGCGAUAUCUGUACAACGCCACAACCGAUCCAAUACGAAGAAAACUUCUGGACAGUGUGUUCACGAGUGGUGGUCUGGCCUAUACUCUAAUACGGACAUCAAUUGGCGGAUGUGAUUUUGAUCUUAAGAAAUACGCAUUCUUCGAAGAUCAUCAGCCCGACAGUUUGGAUUUGCCGAGUAUCAAUGAAUCCGACCCGAAUUGGGAUCAGGCCUCGGGCCUUGUGUACAUGCUGAAUAGAAUAUUCGAAGUGAAACCACAAUCAGAGCUGAAAUUAUUUGCUGCUGUUUGGAGUCCACCUGUGUGGAUGAAAACGUGCGAGGACUGGUCGGGUUGGUUUUGUACACUGAAACCCGAAUUUAACCAAACAUAUGCCGAUUAUCAUUUGCGCUUUUUGGAAUUCAUGAAAGCGAACGGCAUUGAUGUCUAUGCUAUUUCAACGGGUAAUGAACCCACAAAUGGAAUCGUUGGACUAACAGACAUUAUGAGUCUCGGAUGGUGGCCUUCUGAUCAAGGCAAAUGGGUCAGCAAAAAUUUGGGACCAACAUUGAAAAACUCACCAUUCUCUAACGUGAAAAUAUUAACAGGCGAUGAUCAGCGUUGGGAAAUGCCACUCUCUUUCGGAUUGAUGGAAUUAGGUGCAGCCGAUGUAAUGAAUUACAUUGAUAUGUUUGGCGUUCAUUGGUAUUGGGAUGAUUAUAUACCAGCAUUUUUGAACGAUGUGGCCCAUAUUGCUUAUCCCACAAAACUUAUAUUAAACACAGAAUCAUGUUCGGGUUCCGGCUUAGGUGAUCCUCGUCGUGGUCCUGUUUCCGGAUCAUGGGAUCGGUGUGAAGAUUAUGUAUCCAAAUAUAUAAAAAGUUUUUUACAUUGGAAUACCGGCUGGAUUGAUUGGAAUUUAUGGUUAAACGAACAGGGAGGUCCUGUUAACAUCGACAAUGCUGUGGAUGCAUCGAUCAUAGUUAACGAAACGACCGGAAAUGAAUUCUAUAAGCAGCCAAUGUAUUUUGGUAUCGGUCAUUUCUCAAAAUUCAUUUCGACCGGUUGCAAGCGUAUCGCAUCCUAUCUGAGCACUGUGUCCCUUGGUAUCGAAGCUGUUGCAUUUGAGUGUUCUGAUAACACUGUUACAGUAAUUUUACACAAUCGUGAGCUGUUUGCCAAAACGAUCAGACUGGUUGACACGCAGAUGGAAGCACGGAUUGAGUUGAGUUUGGAUGCAAAAUCUGUUACCAGUGUGGUUUAUGUGUACAAUUAAAUUGAUUUAUGUUCUGAAUUAACGUCGAAAAAUUCGUUUUACGUUUCAUUUUCGCAUAGAAAUGAUAACAGAUGGCUUUACUUCCGCCGUUUCAGCCCCACAGGCGGUCAGCGCA